AUGGAACCGUGGGGCAUCUGCUCUGACUGCUACGCACAUUCGGGGUUUCUCGACUCCUGGAACAGCGCAAAAUCCAUCGUGCAAGGAGCGGUUGACGGCGCGAAACAGGCGAACCCGUCUUACAGCAUCGUAUCGACGGGCCACAGCCUGGGCGGUGCUCUAGCCACGCUCGCCGCUGCAGAUUUGAGAAAUUCUGGACACAACAUUGCAUUGUAUACUUACGGCUCUCCCAUGGUCGGUAACGUGGCGUUAGCGACGUUCAUCACGGGUCAAGGAGGAGGCAACUACCGUGUGACACAUGCGAACGACAUCGUGCCCAAAUUGCCCGGGUACCCUCUGGGCUUUGCACAUGUCUCGCCUGAAUAUUGGAUCACCAGCGCUACGUCUACCACCGUCACGGCGAACGACGUCCAAGUCAGUAGCGGCGUCGUCGACCUACAAGGUAACCAAGGCCAGCUUGGUGGGACGGUGUCCGAUCAUUUGUGGUAUUUUAACGCCAUUGCAGCCUGCAGUUGA
Molecule: messenger RNA, 516 nt
Organism: Exophiala spinifera
Lineage: Eukaryota; Fungi; Ascomycota; Eurotiomycetes; Chaetothyriales; Herpotrichiellaceae
Exons: 2
Coding region: 1-516 (171 amino acids)
Biological process (GO): lipid metabolic process
Source: RefSeq, a predicted model, not a curated record